CUUUUUUUGCCAGCCAAAAAAGGUACAUUGGGUUUCACGUUCAUGAGAAAAAGGUCCGCUUGACGCAGAUGCGUUCAAAGGCGGAAAAUGCCAACGCUUGCUCUUGCUUGUCUAGCUGGACUCCACGGCGCACGUGCGUGCUCGCACGGCCCGGUCGUGAUCCACGUGCUCCUAGCGCAGGGGCUCGACGUCGACGAGCCGCCGACGAACCGCCGACGGGCCAGGACAGCCCACCACCAGCAGCUCAAAGACGACGGUAGACCGCGAUCAUGUGGACGAGCCAAUCCCGGCAGCCGCGCGGCGUCGGCCUCGGGUAGUCGUGCAGGACAGAGUGAAGCGGGGUGGCCAGAGAUUGAGAUUAUGUGCUUUUACAAACUAUCAUUAAAGACUUGA
Messenger RNA from Pyricularia oryzae 70-15, 393 nucleotides. RefSeq lists its product as uncharacterized. The transcript has 2 exons. The coding region runs from base 88 to 393 and encodes 101 amino acids. The record is from RefSeq and is a predicted model, not a curated record. NCBI's taxonomy places the organism in Eukaryota, Fungi, Ascomycota, Sordariomycetes, Magnaporthales, Pyriculariaceae.